CUGCAGACCAGUGAGAGACUCAGCCGUCACCAUGCCCGAGCCCAAAGCCAAAGCUAAAGCAAAAGCAGCUCCUAAAGCAGCUCCUGAACCAGCUCCUGAAGCAGCUCCUGAAGCAGCUCCUGAAGCACAAAGUGGCCCAGAAGCUGAACCUGAUGACACAGAUGGAGAACACGAGAAGACUGAGCUGACUGGUCUGUUUGUGGAGAAGCCAAAAGAUGCAGUGGCCAUUACAGGGAAAGAUGUGGAGUUUAUAGCUAAAGUGGAUGCCUCCACUCUCAGCAGGAAACCCACUAUGAAGUGGUUGAAGGGGAAGUGGCUCGAUCUUGGCAGUAAAGCAGGAAAACACCUGCAAUUUAAAGAGUUAUAUGACAGGAACACCAAGGUGUAUACAUAUGAGAUGAAAAUAGUAAAAGUGAAGCCAGGCGAUGCAGGAGCUUAUAGAUGUGAAGUGACAUCGAAAGAUAAAUUUGAUAGCUGCACCUUUGAGAUCUCCGUGGAAGCUGCUGAACAGGAUCAGUCUAAGGACAUUCUGUCUGCCUUCAAACGAGCUGAUGCGGGUGAAGAUGAAGGAGAGUUGGACUUCAGCGCACUGCUCAAAGCCACUAAAAGGCCUCAGAAGGCGACGCCGGAGAUUGAUGAGGAAGCAAUCUGGGAGUUGCUGAAGAAUGCUCACCCAAGUGAAUAUGAGAAAAUUGCAUUUCAAUAUGGAAUUACUGAUCUGAGAGGACUGCUGAAACGUCUGAAGAAGAAGAAACCUGUGCAGAAACACAGCGAAGCAUUUCUGAAGCGUUUAGAUGAGUGGUACUCUGUAAUGAAGGGGAAGAAGGUUGUGCUUCGUGUGGAGGUUGCAGAUCCCACCGCUGAGGUGAAAUGGCUCCGAAAUGGCCAGGAGAUUAAACCUUCAGCCAAGUACAUCAUGGAGGCCAAUGGGAAUGUCCGCACUCUUACCAUAAAUAAGUGCAGCUUGGCUGAUGAUGCAGCUUACGAGUGUGUGAUUGGAGAAGAAAAGUGUUUCACUGAGAUCUAUGUCAAAGAGCCACCAAUUACAAUCACAAAGCUGCUGGACGACUAUCAGGUGGUGGUUGGAGAGAGGGUGGAGUUCGAGGUAGAAGUUUCAGAUGAAGGAGCACAAGUCAUCUGGUGCUAUGAGGAGCAGGAGUUGAGCCGUGAUGAUAAGAAUCUGCACUAUCGCUUUAAGGUAGAUGGGACACGCCACAGGCUUGUAAUUCAGGAGGCCGCAUUGGAGGAUACGGGAAUGUACCAUGCUUACACCACCGGGGGCCACACUAAAGGAGAGCUCAUUGUGGAGGAGAAGGAGUUGGAGAUUUUACAGAGUAUUGCUGAUCUGACGGUGAAAUCAGCAGAACAGGCCAUGUUUAAGUGCGAGGUCUCAGAUGAGAAAGUGACAGGAAAGUGGUUUAAAGACGGAGUGGAAGUUCUGCCAAGUGACCGCAUCAAAAUCACACACAUCGGCCGGAUCCAUCGGUUGACAAUAGAUGACGUGAAGCCAAGUGAUGCUGGUGAUUAUACGUUUAUUCCUGAUGGAUACGCUCUGUGCAUCUCUGCCAAACUCAACUUCCUGGAGAUCAAGAUUGACUAUGUGCCAAGGCAAGAUCCUCCUAAGAUCCAUCUCGAUGUGUCAGGCAAUGUGGUGUCUCAGAAUACAAUCAUUGUUGUCGCUGGCAACAAACUCCGCCUUGAUGUGGAGAUCACGGGAGAGCCCGCCCCUACUGUGUGCUGGAAGAAGGGGGAUAAUGAACUGUCAGCAACAGAAGGGCGUGUCAGAGUGGAGAGCAGGACCGGCCUGAGCUCCUUUGUCAUUGAGGGGGCGGAACGGGAUGAUGAAGGAAACUAUAAAAUCACUGUGACCAAUCCAGCAGGACAGGAUAAAGCUAAUUUAUUCGUCAAGAUAGUGGAUGUGCCUGAUCCUCCUGAACAUGUAAAGUGUACCGCGGUAGGAGAGGACUGCGCUUCUAUAAUCUGGGAGCCGCCCAAAUUUGACGGAGGAGCACCGCUAAAGGGUUACCUCAUGGAGAGGAAGAAGAAAGGAUCAUCUCGAUGGACAAAGCUGAACUUUGAUGUGUUUGAGGGUACAAAGUAUGAAGCAAAGAGAAUGAUUGAGGGAAUUCUGUAUGAGAUGAGAGUUUAUGCCGUUAAUGGCAUUGGAGUCUCAGCACCAAGUCUCAACUCCAAACCUUUCAUGCCGAUUGCCCCCACUAGUGAGCCCACAAAGUUAAUAGUUGAAGAUGUGACUGACACAACCUGCUCUCUGAAGUGGCUGGCUCCAGAAAAAAUUGGUGCUGGCGGUUUGGACGGAUAUGUCAUUGAGUACUGCAAAGAGGGAGAUACGACGUGGCAGGUGGCAAACACUGAGCUGGUGGAACGUCAGAACUAUGUGGUGAAGAAUUUGCCAACAGGAGAGAAGAUGAAUUUCCGUGUUGUAGCAGUGAAUAUUGCAGGUCGAAGCCCUCCUGCUGUCCUUGCCCAGCCUGUCACAGUCAGGGAGAUCAUGGAGCAUCCUAAAAUCCGUCUUCCUCGCUAUCUGAGAACUAAAUACAUCAAGAAAGUGGGAGAAACCAUCAACCUGCUCAUUCCCUUCCAGGGUAAACCUCGCCCUGUGGCUCAGUGGUUGAAGGAUGGAGAACCAGUUGAUCCUAAGAAAGUGGGAAUCAGAAACUCAAAUGUUGACUCGGUAUUGUUUAUCCGUACAGCAGAGAGAGAACAUUCUGGAAAAUAUACACUAGUCCUGCAAAUUGAGAGCAUGGAAGACAGCGCCACCAUUGAUAUCCGUGUUGUGGAUAAGCCAGGGCCACCAGUCGCUGUAAAAGUGACAGAUGUUUGGGGUUUUAAUGCAGCAUUGGAGUGGAAGCCACCUAAAGAUGAUGGGAACUGUGAGAUCACUGGGUACACCAUCCAGAAAGCUGAUAUGAAAACCAAGGAGUGGUUCACGGUGUAUGAGCACAACCGCCGCCCUAACUGUACUGUGUCUGACCUGGUGAUGGGGAACCAGUACAUGUUUCGUGUGUUCACUGAGAACCUCUGUGGCCUGAGUGAGGAUGCGUGUGUGAGCAAGGACACGGCUACCAUCACCAAGUCCGGUCUGGAGUGUAAAUGCGCUCCAUUUAAAGAGAAAGACAUGACCUGUCCUCCAAAAUUUACGACCCCAUUAGUGGACAGAUCCGUGGUCAUGGGUUACAGUACUGCUAUCAGCUGCUCUGUGAAAGGAUUUCCAAAGCCUAAGAUUAUCUGGAUGAAGAACAGGAUGAUAAUCGGUGAUGACCCGAAGUACCUGAUGCAGAACAAUCAGGGAGUUUUAACACUGAACAUCCGCAAACCGAGCACGUUUGAUGGAGGGAAAUACUCCUGCAUGGCUGUUAAUGAGCUUGGACAAGAUGAAGUGGAGUGCACGCUUGCGAUCCGAGCCGUCACUGUGGAAAAAAAGGACUAAAGAUGAGUGAAUGAAGAAAUGAAGAUUUAUUUUAAGAAUUAAAGACACAACUUCAAGUUAUG
Molecule: messenger RNA, 3510 nt
Organism: Neoarius graeffei (lesser salmon catfish)
Lineage: Eukaryota; Metazoa; Chordata; Actinopteri; Siluriformes; Ariidae
Gene: mybpc2b
Product: myosin binding protein Cb
Exons: 30
Coding region: 32-3448 (1138 amino acids)
Molecular function (GO): protein binding
Source: RefSeq, a predicted model, not a curated record